GUUGAGGUUUAUAAGUAUCUGGGGGGUCACUAUUGUGGUUACUCGGACAAAUGCAGCGCCACUGUGCUGGGAAACCUGGAGGCGGACGAUGUGAGAGCAAAAUGACAUGGAAGACAUUGUCAUGUGGGUUGUCAGUACUUAUCCCAUGACCGACAAUGGACCCUGUGGCUCCCUGCUGGGUGGGCAGCGCGUUUCUCUUCAUCAGCUCGGACAAGGUAGAUCUACCAGAACUCUAUCAAGACCCACAGAAGCAGCUAAAGAUUUAUAAAGCUCUCAAGCUGUCUCUUGCAGAUGCCACCGGCAGUGGUGGAGGUUGUGAAAUCCUGAAAGUUUACGGAAGUGCUUUUGGACUUCAGCUGAAGUUUACAGAGGAAGUAAAAUGCAGGAAGUUUCUCCAAAGUUACGAAACGGGCAGACUGCAGAAGGCUUUAGUGCAUCAUUUUCAAAAUCAGAGUGUCCCCAGUACAGUUUUCACAAUGGAGCUGAAGGCUGGCGUGGUGACCUUAGAUGAUAUCCUGAAUGAGCAAGACAGCUGCAUAAAACACAUCAAGGAGAAUGAGCCCAAUCAUCUCCGAGAUGAUGACGUUAGCAGAUUGGAACAGGACAUCAGGCAGAUGGUACUAGAAUACAGUUCCCACUGCCAAGGCACCAGUGUCCAGUGUGAUGGUCCUUCUGAAGGAUAUUCGGUAUCUGAAUCUCCAAUCUCAUCCUCCGCACCUUUAAUUGCAUCGCCAACUUCAGCCCAAACGAAUGGGAGUCCAUUGCCGUUGGCGAACUGUUUUGAAUUUCAGGGUGUUUUUCUUUGGUGAGUGUUGCCUCAUGACCGUGUUUUGAGUACACAGGAUCACGAUAACUUUGCCAAAUCCGUGGGCACGAACUGGAAGCAGGUUGGCCGAGUCUUACAGAAAACGUGCCGAGGCCUUCGUUAUCCAGUCAUUGACAACAUCGCCUUUGAGUACGAGCGGGAGGGGCUGUACGAACAGGCGUACCAAAUGCUGCUCAAGUUUAUUCAGAGCGAAGGGAAGAAGGCCACAAUAAGUCGACUGAUCAAAGUUUUGGAGAAAAGUGAACUGAUUUGGGUAGCUGACCAGUUGUUGAACAAUAAUUAGGCGGACGAAAAGCGCACGCAAGAAUGGGCAUUGCAAUACUCUAUGGUGGGGCAAAAAACUGUAUUCGUAAAGGUUUUAUUUCUUGCAUCAAAAGUUAAUCAUUCUGUGUAAAGUUUGGCUUAAUCUCAUUUAUAAUUGAGGUGAGGCUUCCUUUAGUGUUCAAAGCCAUUUAUUUUUUGAACAAUCGGUUAAUCCAGUUCUCAUUUUUUACAUGUAUGAGGUUUUAAUUACUAUACAGUAUUUUCUGCACUGAUUUUACACGACAAGAUAUACACUUGUUAGAUUGAGGGAGGGGGUUAUACUUAAGUAGGUAGAGCUCUAAGACUUUUUCCUAAACUGCGUUUACAGAGAGACUGCAAUUUUGCAGUAUAUAUUUUUAUGCUUUGUGUUUCUUUGUGCAAAGCGACAACUUUAAACCGAGGCAGUUUGAAUUGUGGUCACAUCGUUCCAAGUUACUCUUUUUUGUGAGAUGAUCCUCUCUUGUGCUGGCCGGCUGUGAGACGUGGGCAGGAGCAGCCUUGAUCCAAUUCCUGGUGGAUCCUGGCCUGCAGCAUGCAGUUGUCCUACAUAUGGCACUAAUUAGCCUAAAUAGACUGAUGCCGCUUGGACAGCAUGAAGUACACCAGGAAAUGGAUCGGAUUAUGUAGUCAGGGAUAAAGUCGGGUGGGAUUGGGGAACUGAUACAUCAAGGGGAAAUAGCACUGGCAGGUUUACCCUAUAUCCAUCUGCAUGGCUUAGGUUUAUUAUUGUCACAUGUACUGAGGUACAGUGGAAAGCCUAGUUUAGCAUGCUAUCCACAUUGGAUAUACCAUAUAUAGAUACAAUCAAUUCAAGCUCAAGCACAAUAAAUAGAGCAAAAUACAGAGUGCAAAAUAUAGUUCUCAGCAUCAUAACACAUCAAUUCCUUAGACAAAGUACAAUGGCCCCAAUGGGGUGGAGGUGAAUCGAACGCUACCCAAGUUAUAGAAGGACCAUUCAGAAGCCUUCCUGGAAAUGACGGACACCAACGUAGUUGGCCUAAAUGAGAUGAGUUCCGCUCCCCAGUUCUUGAGAUCCUUCGCUUUGAGGCAUAAAUUAUUUUUUUGCUAAAUAUCCUACUUUGAGGAAGGACGUCCUUGUGAUUGAGGCAGUGCAGUGUAGGUUCACGAGAUCGAUCCCUGGGAUGGCAGGACUGUCAUAAGUGGAAAGAUUGAAACGACUCUGCUUGUAUUCACUGGAGUUUAGAAGGAUGAGGGGGAAAUCUUAUAGAAACUUAUAAAAGGACUGGACAAGCUAGAUGCAGGAAAACAUGUUCCCAAUGUUGGCUGAGUCCAGAACCAGGGGCCACAGUCUUAGAAUAAAGGGGAGGUCAUUUAAGACUAAGGUGAGAGAACCUUUUCACCCAGAGAGUUGUGAAUUUGUGGAAUUCCCUGCCACAGAGGGCAGUGGAGGCCAAAUCACUGGAUGGAUUUACGAGGGGAUAGAGCUCUAGGGGCUAAUGGAAUCAAGGGAUAUGGGGAGAAGGCAGGCACGGGUUAUUGAUUGGGGACGAUCAGCCAUGAUCACAAUGAAUGGCGGUGCUGGCUCGAAGGGCCGAAUGGCCUCCUCCUGCACCUAUUUUCUAUGUUUCUAUUCUCUAUUUUGAUUCCAUGCUUCCCUUUCUUUAGAAUAGAUAGAAUAGGUUUGGAUGGAUAUGGGCUAAAUGCAGGCAGGUUGGACUAGUGUAGAUGGGGCAUAUUGGGCGGCAUGGGCAAGUUGGGCUGAAGGGCCUGUUUCCACACUAUGAAUGACUUAUCGCAGAGAUUUUUUUGACAGUGUGAUCUGUCCCCCCCCCAACACAUUCUCCCUGCAAGUCUGUGUCCAUGAUGAAAGAUCUAAUUCUGGAUGAUCACAAUUAUCCAGCAAGUUCACCUUGAACAGGCCAGAGAUUGCCCAAGGCCACCGAUGAGAUUGGAGAGUUUGCAAUUAUUAAUGACUCGAAUAAAAAUCCAAACUCUCCUGA
Leucoraja erinaceus (little skate) is the source of this 3090-nucleotide messenger RNA. RefSeq names its product tnfrsf1a-associated via death domain (gene tradd). The record is from RefSeq and is a predicted model, not a curated record. Gene Ontology annotation, molecular function: transmembrane receptor protein tyrosine kinase adaptor activity. Gene Ontology annotation, cellular component: tumor necrosis factor receptor superfamily complex. The transcript has 5 exons. NCBI's taxonomy places the organism in Eukaryota, Metazoa, Chordata, Chondrichthyes, Rajiformes, Rajidae. Gene Ontology annotation, biological process: extrinsic apoptotic signaling pathway; positive regulation of canonical NF-kappaB signal transduction.